This is a messenger RNA of Rotaria sp. Silwood2, 690 nucleotides long. NCBI's taxonomy places the organism in Eukaryota, Metazoa, Rotifera, Eurotatoria, Philodinida, Philodinidae. The record is from the annotation of a GenBank genome assembly.
AUGGGUAUUUAUGUUGCUCAACCCGCAUUCAUCAAUCAAUCGAAGAAAGUUAUUUCCCAAUCUGAUUUCAUUUCUCAAACUAAAUUAUCAGAAGAUGCAAAUUUACAAACUAUAAAAACAUUCGAUGAUACACAUAUUUCAGAAGAACCAACGAAACAUCGUUCUACUGCAUUGAUCAAUUCCGGUGUCGCCACUUCGACUGGCGAGACAUCAGCCUUUCAAUCAACAGUAGCCAAUAACAAUAACACUAUCAAUCAUAAUACUUCAAAUUUCGACGAAGCCACCAAUUUACCUCGUAAAUUUCAAUUUCCAAAUUUGAUACAAUUCAGAAAAACAGAUACACGCAAUAAAUUUGAUACUAAAAUAUGCCCGGAAGAUCUCAAACUUUUAUCAGAAGUAGCAACUGCUCUGACAACAAAUAAAUUCAAAUUGACGUCAAACUCGCUUCCACAAGAAAUUGCUUUUUGGUAUAAAAAAUAUCAAGAAACAUUUUCGUCAACUGAACUAUACAAACCACCACAAUUAUAUUUCAUUCAAAUUAAUCGUCACCCACGUGAAUCCAUUAGGAGACGCAAUAAAAUGCGUCGUGUAAAGUUCAAACGUAAACAAGAACAGUAUACAGUUAAAAGAAAACUUGAUGCCCAUUGGAAAAUCAAAGACGUCAAACAAUUUCUUCAACAAAACAGCUAA